GCAAAUCAUCCAUCCAGACUCCAUCGAUCCAUCGAUCACAGCCAGCCAGCGAGCGAAGAAGAAGAAGAUCAUACAUUUGACGGAGUCCUAGAGAGCCAUCAGGAUGCAGGCGGCGAAGGAGAAGGUGAAGGACGGCGUGAGCGCGGCGAGAGCGAAAGCGAAAGUGGCGCAGGCGAAGGCGGAGGAGAAGGCGGAGGCGGCGACGGCGAGGUCCAAGGCGGAGAAGGAGCUGGCGCACGAGAGGGGGAAAGCCAAGGUCGCCGCUGCCAAGAUGGAGCUUCACCAGGACAAGGCCGUCCACCGGGAAGAAGCCAUCGAACACCGCCUCCACAAGCACGGCAUCAUGGGCGGCAGCCAUCAUCACAACAACAAGAAUCAUGGCGUCGCGGCGGCCGCUCCGGCGCCGGCCGGGUAUUACCCUCCGGCCGGUGGCGCUGGGCACCAUUACUAGCUAGCAAGCCUUGAUCCUCUACGUUACCCUGCACUACGAGCAGCUGGCUAGCGUUACCCUGUACCUCUGUACCUGUAUCGUUUAUCUGUCGAUUUCUUUUCUCGACAGCAAAAUGUACUUACUGUAUCCUGUUUCUGUAUAUAUAUAUGUGUGUGUGUGUUUGUGUGUUCU
This is a messenger RNA of Brachypodium distachyon (stiff brome), 622 nucleotides long. Its product is annotated as late embryogenesis abundant protein 6. Gene Ontology annotation, biological process: embryo development ending in seed dormancy. Lineage: Eukaryota; Viridiplantae; Streptophyta; Magnoliopsida; Poales; Poaceae. The transcript has a single exon. The record is from RefSeq and is a predicted model, not a curated record. The coding region runs from base 104 to 451 and encodes 115 amino acids.